CCCCGUAUAUCUAUGAAUGCACUGAUCGCUGUCGUGAUCAUGGAUGUAUUAGGAGAAAACGGUCGUGGUGCUAUCGUUGUCGCGCUUUAACGGAACUUUAAAAAUCUUAAAUGUCGAACCCCGGUUCACGUCCCGUCAAGAAACUCGGUCAUUUACCAAAACUGGCGACGUGAUCAGAGAAGACUGCUCAAAUUCAAGCUUGGCCCAGGUGUAUGAGGAGCCGGAUGAUGGGUUUCUGGCAGCCGGUUACCAACCUUAGAGAUUAUGUAUCCCAAAAUCCUCCAGGGGUUACAUUCUUCCUGUGUCUGUUGACUUUGGCUAUCUCCUUUAUCUGCCUCAGCUCUUACAGCUACACUCACACUCUGCCUAACCCUGACACAGUAAAGGACUGGAACUAUCUGCUGUCCUCCUUAUCUAAGUUCCAGCUGUGUGUGAAAGCCAAUGCAAGUACAUCUGAGCUUGUCUCGCCAGUCCCCUCUCCUAUGAUGGAUAGAAACAUUUCAGUUGACUCUACAAAGACUCCUCUCACCAUGUUGCGUCUCAAGGUUCCUCUGGUUGUGACUACCAACUCAAACAGUGGCUCUCUAAAAUACCUUGGUUUACAGACUGCCUUGAGAGCCAGUCAAUUACAUCUUGGAGGCAAUGAGAUUGUUAAUGUGACUCUAGAGGUUUUGUCUGGAAAUGAUACCUACACCUGCCUCACCAUUAAUGCCCAAACACACCUCCUGCCCAUGAGCCUACUUCCGCCAGAGUGCCCUGCAUCUGAGAACAACAUUUCACCCAUCCAUGUGGAAGCGAGCAACCAGCUGCCUAAAGCAUCACAAACCUGCUUCAGUCUACGCUCCAAGAACGACCCUACACUCACAGUCAUGUUAACACAGGUGGAGCAGAGCGUGGCGGUGCGACAUCUGUUGGAAGUCAGUGUGUGUCUGCUAGGAGUUUGUUUGUUACUCUGUGUAGCUGCUAGUCUGACACAUCCGACCCUACGCCACUACCAUUGGAAUGGACUGGAUCUACAAAAUGAGCCCUUGAUAGACAACUGAACAUUUUUCAUCUGCUGCAUCCUAAACAAAUCAGUUGGUGUUGGAGAGAGAAGAGCGAUAUGUGCGAUAUGAUACUUUUUAAAGUGGUAUCCCAGCAAUUUGACAAAAUAAACCGUUUUUCAUGUUGUUUAACGUCUUCAGUAGCUCUGGAGGGAGCUUGUUAAAGAAAUGAACCCUGGUAGUUAUCUUCACUUGGGAUGGGAGACAAGAUAGUAUGUAGCAUCCAGCGAAGUGAAGAUAUUUAAUCUUCUGCUGCAUCAAUUCUGAACAUUUUUAAUCCGUCUCUUACAAGUUUCCCAACUUACAAAGUACAAUAUUUAACCAGUGGAGCAUCUCUGUUAUAGGGGACUGAGGUAUUAUAUGAUAUCCAAGUGAGUAACAGGGUUGUGAUAGAGAAGAGUGUAUUUGUAAUGGGAACAACUUUUUAGCUGGUAAUGCCUACACUGAUCACUGGUAAUACGUUCACUGUACAGUCUCUUAUAUGCAGUGUGUGCCAUGUUUACUUCAUUUCCCACAUUUCCCAGAAUGACUCUCAAUGGAAAAUGGACAAUAACGUGUUGAAUUCACCAGAGUGAGAUCUAAUUGAGUGUUUUUCCAGUCAAAAACCUAAAUCUAAUAUUUUUUUAAAUUGGGAAAGUAGUUUUUGUAAUAAUGUAUUCCUAUCAACAGAUGUUUUUUCUUUCUAAAUGUUACUAGACCAAAGUUCUUUGGGUAUUCUAGGCAAGUUUGUCUGUUUUUAAACUCAAAUGUACAUAUCUGACACUGAAAGCUCAUUGAAUCCAGAUGCCAGAUCUACAGUUCCACAAGUAUUCUUGCAUCCACCUUCAUUGUGUUAUAUCUAUAGACUAAAAAAAAUAUAAUAUAAAACAAAAUACUGGAUGUAGCAGCAGUUACGUCCC
Molecule: messenger RNA, 1942 nt
Organism: Sander lucioperca (pikeperch)
Lineage: Eukaryota; Metazoa; Chordata; Actinopteri; Perciformes; Percidae
Exons: 8
Coding region: 213-1043 (276 amino acids)
Source: RefSeq, a predicted model, not a curated record